AGAAGGUUCUGGCAGCCGCGGCGGGCGGAGCGGGGCGGGGGUGUCGGCGGCCCUUGCAGCGGCGGUGGCGGUGCUGCGCGGCCCGAGCGUCUCGCCAUGACCCGUGGGAACCAGCGUGAACUUGCCCGCCAAAAGAACCUGAAGAAGACUCAGGAGAACCACAAAGGAAAAAGGAAAGAGGAUAGCUUGUCUGCUUCUCAGAGAAAACAGAGAGACUCUGAAAUUAUGCAGCAAAAACAAAAAGCAGCGAAUGAGAGGAAGUCUCUGCAGACAGGAGCAAAAUGAGCUGAGUGCACCAUUGAAGCAGGAGGGCCUGGAAGAUCAUUCAGAAAGCUGUCUGGCCAUGAAUGGAUGAAACAUCUAGUUGUUCAACUAGCAUUAGAGUAUUUUCUGGUUAGCAUAGUCUUAGUUGUCUGGAGUGCUGUUUCAAAACUGACUACACACUUCUGCAUGCACAUGAAUAAUUGUACCAGUUGUACCAAGCAAUAGCUUUUCUGCAGCUUUUGCUGCAUUUGUUGUUGCACCUGAAGGUUCCAUGAACAAUUUCUGAAUCUACAGUUAGACCAGAUUUUGUCUUACUUCUUGAAGUACACCUUCAUUUAGAAUGGAACACAUUGUAAAAUGUGCUUCACCUGGCAGAGGUCUCAACUGUAAAUCUCAUCUUAAAUUAUUUUUACAAUAAAAUAUUGCAUGCACUAUGGUCUAAUCUGCAA
Molecule: messenger RNA, 713 nt
Organism: Apus apus (common swift)
Lineage: Eukaryota; Metazoa; Chordata; Aves; Apodiformes; Apodidae
Product: small EDRK-rich factor 1-like
Exons: 3
Coding region: 97-285 (62 amino acids)
Source: RefSeq, a predicted model, not a curated record